This is a messenger RNA of Momordica charantia (bitter melon), 3336 nucleotides long. RefSeq names its product Alkaline-phosphatase-like family protein. The record is from RefSeq and is a predicted model, not a curated record. Gene Ontology annotation, cellular component: endoplasmic reticulum membrane. Lineage: Eukaryota; Viridiplantae; Streptophyta; Magnoliopsida; Cucurbitales; Cucurbitaceae. Gene Ontology annotation, biological process: GPI anchor biosynthetic process.
AUCCGACGACCAACGGAAACGAAUUAAACCGUCUUUCCUAGAAAUUUCGGCCGGCCGCCGAAACUUCUUUUAUUUCCCUUGCUUAUCGUAGGCUCCUCGGCUCGAGAUUUGCAGGGAACGCUUCGAAGUGGAGUUUCAUCUUCUUCCACCCGAAAAUGUCUUCUUCGCUUACCUGUAACAGGCUAACGCUGUUUACCGUGGCAGCUGUUGCUGUUCAGAUCAUUGGACUCUCGUUUUUCGUGUUCGGGUUUUUCCCCGUCAAACCAGCACUAUCCGGUGACAGUGGUUCGGAAAGUUUUCGUUCGCCCACAUGCUAUUCAUUGCGAAAUGAGAGUGAGAAAGAUCUGCCUCCUCAUGAGCUCCAAUCGCUAUAUCAGGAAUUAUCGGACAUUCCUCCUUUAUUUGACCGACUAGUUUUAAUGGUAAUUGAUGGUCUUCCAGCAGAAUUUGUGCUUGGAAAAGAUGAACGGCCUCCAAACCAGGCCUUUAUGGAAUCUAUGCCAUACACUCAAUCAUUGUUGGCAAAUGGAGUUGCAAAAGGUUACCAUGCAAAGGCUGCACCUCCAACUGUUACGAUGCCCCGUCUGAAGGCGAUCGUAUCUGGUGCUAUCGGAGGAUUCCUUGAUGUGGCUUUCAAUUUCAACACUCAAGUUCUACUUGAUGACAAUCUUCUUGGUCAGUUUUUUAAACUUGGUUGGAAAAUGGUGAUGUGCGGAGAUGAAACAUGGCUUAAGUUGUUUCCAGGAAUUUUUACUAGGCAUGAUGGAGUUAGCAGUUUUUUCGUUAAAGAUACUGUAGAGGUAGAUAAAAAUGUUUCUCGACAUUUAAGUUAUGAGCUUAGCAAGAAUGACUGGGAUCUUCUGAUUCUUCAUUAUCUAGGUUUGGACCAUGUUGGGCAUAUUGGUGGUCGAAACAGUCCCUUAAUGGCCCCAAAACUUAUGGAAAUGGAUGAAGUGGUGAAGAUGAUUCAUUCUAGUACCAUCAUGAAUCCAGAUGAUAAAAAGAGGACGCUUUUGGUUGUAGUGAGUGACCAUGGGAUGACUGAAAAUGGCAAUCAUGGUGGGUCAUCGUAUGAAGAGACUGAUUCCUUGCUUCUUUUUAUUGGAUCAAAAAGUCAGGCCAGUGACUUUGGAUCAGUUAUCAGCAAUGGUGUUAACCAGGUUGACAUUGCACCAACACUAGCUCUUUUAUUUGGUGUGCCAAUUCCCCACAACAAUGUUGGCGUCAUGAUUCCAGGAAUGAUUGAUUCUUUUAAGGAUAUGCAACAACUGAGGGCACUGCAAUUGAAUUCUUGGCAAUUGCUUAGAUUGUUACAAAAACAGGUACCUAGUUUUUCAUGUAGAAGUGGCCCAUGCGAUGGAUUUUCGGGUGAUCAAGGAUAUAAUAGUAAUGGUAGUAUGGAGAAGUUCUGCCGGUUGUAUUUGCGUGCUGCAGUUCUUCAUGAUUCCUGGAUAUCAACGGAGCUUUCCAGGUCUGAUGGCAGAGAAGACAAAAGUAGAAUUAUUGCGGCAUACUAUGAGUUUCUGAUAAAUGCAAAUCAAUGGUUAUUACACAAAGCUACUGACAAACCUGCUAAAGUUAUUGCUUUUGGAGUGGUGUCAAUGACCCUAUCUUGUCUGAUAUUUUUUGCCGUCAUUUACUCUAUUAUCCAAGAAAUUUGUUUAAGAGAAAAGCAAUUAUCCAAUGGUAUCCUUCCCUGGCAUCUCGAUGAGGUUUUUUCCCUAGCUGUAAUAUUCAUCUUGGUUAUCAGUAUGGGAUCGAGUUCCAUGGUUGAAGAAGAGCAAUAUAUUUGGCAUUUCUUGAUCUCAACAUUGAAUAUGCUAUUGCUUCGUAAAACAGUGCAGUUCUUUCAAAAAGGAAGCGCCUGUGAUUCUUUUGCUUUGUUAAAUGGACACGGAAGAAUUUGUUUAAGGGCAUCUUCCAUCUUUACCCUCCUUAUCUGUGGAAGAAUUUUAAGGGGCUGGCACCAAGGAGGUGUCAAUUGGACAUAUCUUCCAGACAUAUCCAAAUGGCUUGAGCAGUCAGAGAGUGAUCUUCAGUUGAUUCAAUUAGCCUCUGUCUUCCUUACAAUAAUAUUUAGCUUAUUAUCUCUAUCUUUAUUAGGAAGGAGAACGAAAAUUGUUCUAGUGGUUGGAUUUAACUUUUUGAUGUCUGGAUUGCUAGUGUUGCAUCAUAUCGUGAAAUCUGAACACAAUGCGUCACUACCAUCCAACAAUGCUGCUACUUCAUUAGCACAAAUGAUAUAUGCAACUCUUGGUGUUACUACAGUCGGGACGGUUCUGGCUGUCCCAUGGAUUAUGCCUAUUCAGCUAUCCGAGACAUGUUCAAGUUAUCACAACUCUUCAAUCUCUCAUCCUUCUAAAAUUGGGAGCGAGUCCCAAUAUCCAGAACUGAGAGAUUCUUUAUAUAUUAUCGGGUGCGUGUACGUUGGGUCUUGGUGCCUUUUGCAGUUGCUGCUCCAACAACCAAUUAACUCAGCAGUUAUGUUACUCAUUCUGAUGCAAAUUUUGGCCAGCUUUCUGUUCUUUUCUCAAGGGAUGUUGCAGCGGAAGCAGUGGGUUGAGGUUGCUGUGUUGUACUAUAUAGGAAUGGCUGGCCAUUUUGCACUGGGGAAUAGUAAUUCUCUAGCUACAAUCGACGUUGCUGGAGCUUUCAUUGGCAUUUCAAACUACUCAACGUUAUUUUCUGGCAUAUUGAUGUUCAUCAUCACCUAUGCAUCACCCACCCUGCUGCUGCUAAGUAUGGUAAUGUAUAUCUCAAUUAAAAAUCUGGACAUUGCUGCCCCUCCUCAAAAUGUAGAUUCCGGGCACGUUCUGAAGAUGAUUCUUGGCCUUCCGUGUCUGGUUCCACUUACUGUCAAUUCGAUCUUGCUGAUGGCCUACACAAUAGUACUGAUCUUAAUGAGGAACCAUCUCUUUGUUUGGAGUGUUUUCUCUCCAAAGUACUUGUACGCAUGUGCUACGACUGUGUGCGUCUUGAUCGGAGUCUUUAUCGUGGCGACAACAGUAACCUAUGCACAUAUAGUGCUUGCUUUACGGAAAAAGAUGCUAACCUCGAACGAGGGUAGAUAAGAGCAUCAACUUAUUUUUGGCUAUUCUUUCAGAUUCAUUUGGUUCUCUGAAGAAGGAUUUCACCACAGGAUCCGGCUUUUACUUUUCAAAACCAACUUUGGGAUUGAUCCUCUUACAUUAUCGUAUAUGAAUUCUUUUAGAAGGAUUUGUUAAGUUAAAUCUAAAGAGUCCAUGCGACUCUUGAUUACUGAUGAAAACUUCCCUUUCCAUCCAUCUACUAUGACUUCAUAAUUUUUGUUGUAUGAAUGUGGGAUCUAUAGAUUUA